Messenger RNA from Lactuca virosa, 306 nucleotides. NCBI's taxonomy places the organism in Eukaryota, Viridiplantae, Streptophyta, Magnoliopsida, Asterales, Asteraceae. The record is from the annotation of a GenBank genome assembly.
AUGUUGGCUCCACCACCUUCACCUAACUCGAUAAAUUCUCGAAAGUUUCUCAACCUCAGUAACUUACAUUCCAUUAUUUGCGAUUGCAGAGACAAGAUUGAUGUGAAUCAUAGCGGGAUGCAUAGGAUAAAAGAGCAGCUAGGUCAAGAUUUUCUUGUGUGUCAUGUGGAUCAUAUCAAUAUCCACCACAAGCGGGAAGAUCAUGACAAGAAGCUUAAAGCUAUUGUUGUGGUGAUGGGCGGCGUGAUGGUGGCCAUGUGCGGGAUGAUGGUGGUUGGGCUCAAAGUCGUUAUGAAGCUUGGAUAA